Messenger RNA from Phodopus roborovskii (desert hamster), 3713 nucleotides. RefSeq names its product sushi domain containing 5 (gene Susd5). Gene Ontology annotation, biological process: Notch signaling pathway; cell adhesion. Bases 1 to 1959 code for a protein of 652 amino acids. The transcript has 5 exons. Lineage: Eukaryota; Metazoa; Chordata; Mammalia; Rodentia; Cricetidae. The record is from RefSeq and is a predicted model, not a curated record. Gene Ontology annotation, molecular function: hyaluronic acid binding.
AUGAACGCCGGGCGGCGAUGGCCGGCACCCGGCAGCCUGGCUGCGCUCUGCGCCGCGCUGCUCCUGCUGGGUCUGCAACCGCCCCCCGUGCCAGCCGACGGGAAACUCUUCCUGCUGGAGUCUCAGAACGGCUCUCAGGGCCUGGACCUGGAGGCAGCUCGGCUCUCCUGCAGGAGCAGGGGUGCCCACCUGGUGUCCGCUGAAGAGCUCAAGAGGGUGGUCCAAGACUGCGCCUUCGCAGUGUGCACAACAGGCUGGCUGGAUGAUGGCACCCUUGGGACAACUGUGUGCAGCAAAGGGAGCGGAGAGCAGCAAAUCGCCAGGGCUGUUGAUGUGAGAAUUGACAGUCACCCAGUUCCUGGCGCCAAGUACAACGCCCUUUGUAUUAAGGAUGAAGAGAGGCCGUGUGGAGACCCACCAUCCUUCCCACACACCAUCCUCCAGGGUCGCACUGGCUUGGAGAUGGGGGAUGAGCUGCUGUAUGUGUGUGCACCAGGCUCCGUCACAGGCCAUCAAGAAACUGCCUUCACCUUGCUGUGUAACAGCUGUGGGGAGUGGUAUGGGCUGGUACAAGCCUGCGGGAAAGAGGCGGCCGAGGCCCACGUCGACUACGAGGACAGCUUCCCCGACGACCGAUCCGGGUCCUUCCGGGAGCUCACGCAAGACUCGCGGGCCGAGGGGGAGGAGGACGAGGCGUCCGAGGAGCCGGCCCGACACGGCCGCAUCCGCCCGGCCCUCACGUCUGCGUCGGCGGAGAUCGCGCCCAGCACGGGCUCGCCCGGCGCGGCCGGCAGGGGCCGCACGCGCACGCGCCGGCCCGGGCCACGCCCACACGGGAAGUACUCGCUCUGGUUUCCGGCGCCGGGGCGGGAGCUGGGGGCUGAGCCUGACGCCAGGCCGGGGCUCGCGGCCGCGCGCCGGCCCUCGCAGCCGUCCGCGGGUGGGGGUGGCGGCGGCAGCGAGCCCGGCGACACGGCGGCGGGCAGCACCGACGACUCCUGGCUGGAUGGCUACCCCGUGACCGACGGGGCCUGCAGGGAGGCGUCGGUGGGGCUGGGUCCCGGGGGUCAGCCUGCCGGGGGAGCUGACGGGCGCAGGGACGCCGCCGCCGCCGCCGGCACCAGGGAGCCGCCUCCAUCGCUCGACGUGCAGGCGCUGGCUCCAGGCCCCGUGGAUGAGGCCGAGGCCGAGGGUCCCCGCACGGGCAAUGGUGACCUGACCAAGUAUCGAUCAGCUGCACCUCGGAGCGUCGCCACAGGGAGGGCCCCCGCAGACACCUUAGCCUACGAACUCGCCACCUCCACCCGAGGGACAGCGCCAACAACAACGCAGCACACCCUUAAACUCGUCCCCUCGGAGGCCACCCAGCCUCCAGCCGGGGCCACCCAGCCUCCAGCCGGGGCCACCCAGGCUCCAGCCGGGGCCACCCAGCCUCCAGCCGGGGCCACCCAGGCUCCAGCCGGGGCCACCCAGCCUCCAGCCGGGGCCACCCAGCCUCCAGCCGGGGCCACCCAGGCUCCAGCCGGGGCCACCCAGCCUCCAGCCGGGGCCACCCAGGCUCCAGCCGGGGCCACCCAGCCUCCAGCCGGGGCCACCCAGCCUCCAGCCGGGGCCACCCAGCCUCCAGCCGGGGCCACCCAGGCUCCUGAGGGCCAGGACAGCUUCCCCUACCUGCUGUCUGAGGACUUCUUGGGACAGGAGGGCCCUGGGCCCGGUGCAAGCGAGGAGAAACUUCUUCCAACCUCGGCAGCAUGUGUGGGGGAUGACUGUCCCGGCUUACGGAGGGGCCCCGUGAUCGCCAUCAUUGUCACUGUCCUGUGCCUGCUGCUGCUCCUGGCGGUCGUGGGAGCCGUGUGGGGCUACCGCAGGUACCAGCACAAGAGCUCUGUAUACAAGCUGAAUGUUGGACCGCGGCAGGCUAGACACUACCACCAGCACAUCGAGAUGGAGAAGGUCUAGCCUCCCCCCGUCAGCUUGGGCUCUCCCCAAGCCACCUGGAGGAAGAUUAACUGUCACUCGUCACACUGAUAAUUCUCAGGAUCGGAGGCGGAUAAGGGUUCACCCUCUAAAGUUCAAGUCUUCUGUGCUCAGAGAAGGGUCCCUGGAGGCAUCUAGCGGGCAGAAAGGGUCUGGUGGAGCCGUCACACAUGCCAAGGUCUCUUCAGCCACAUGCUCUGGAAUUCACUGCCCGAAUCACAGGCCUCUGCGUUUGUAAGGUUGCGUUGUCACUGUUUGAAUCAUCUUUUUGUUUCAUCACGUAAUGCCUUUCCAUCUUGAGAGAGAGUUACAGACCCUGUGCCCUGAAACGUGUGGUUUUGAUGAGCCGUGUUAGGAAACUGAUGUCCAGUUGUGGAAUGGGACAGGGAAGGAGCCUGCUGUCUCCUUUUAGUGUGAUGCUGCUGAGGACAGUCGGGAGCCAGAACAUACUUCGUAAACUUUGACUUCCUCGUUUGUUCGUUGAAAUUGGAGAGAAUUUCAGACUGACAUCCUGCCUCGGGGUAUGAGGAGCAAAGAGGCCCAUUGCCCACCCUGACCCUGCAGCUGUGAGACAGAUUUCCUUUAAGAGCAAGGUGAACUUUGUACCACUGAGGACAUUGGGUGCCCUCUGCUCUGUGCCUACAAAGGCUUGGGGUUGCUACCAGGGCUGGUGACAAAACCCAACUCCUCUCUCAGGAUGAACUGUUUCUCUGAACUCCAGUAAGGGGGGACGAUGUGCCCUGUCUAGUUUGACCUCAGCAUCUCGACAGCAGUGUGUGAAGUGUCACCUCCGGCUGUCCCCAGGGUAUUAACCCAGAAGUAAGCACACCAUGCUUUUCUAUCUGAGUUCCUUCCUGAAGGUAUAAAAGCGAUGGAGGCCAUACAUUUAUUCUGAGGCAUCCUGGCAGUGUCUAUUUUCAUAUGGGACAAGAAACCCUGAGAUGUGCCUGUGUAGGUGGUGAUUUUACAGCUGAAAUGUAGGCAGCAGGGGCUGUGGCUUUGUCUGGCAGGUGUGAGGCCCUAGGUUCCAUCUCUGGUACCACAAAAACAAAAGAGUUGGUGACGGCAUUUUACCAAAGGAAGAGAAAAAGAUGUCAUGAUGUAUUUCCUGUGCUGUCAUGCACGCUUUGAAAAACGCCAGCCUCAGUAGCUACAAAACAGUGUAACACCACACAAAAUCCCACUGACCAUAACUAGGUCAAACGAAGGCCUGAGGGAACCUGCUAGAAUACGUCUGCCACCAAGGGAACGGAAAGAAGGGAAAAGAUGCUUUCUGUACGUAGCCAAAGAACUCGACGGAGUAAACCCAGAGACUGUAUAUUUUUAAAGUAGAGUCUAAUCUCUUGUGACAUAGCAUUUCUAUUUUUAUCACUAGCUAUGUAAAAUAACCUCCGUCUCCACAUGGGGACCCUGUCAGUAACUAAAAUUAACCCCGAACCCUGAAUUUAUAUCAACGUGUAAGUAGAUGGUGUUGAAACCAGUGUAUUAAUAAGUUGAUUGUAAAUUAUUAACACAUGUCAAUGCAUUCUGUUGUAGACAUGGACAUGGACUAUAAAGUAAGCGCAACACAUUAGCUCAUAAUUUUGACUGAUUUGCUGUGAAGGGACAUGAGCCUGCAUGUCGGAGGGCGUGAGCUGUCACUACAAAUCUUUGAAAAUAAUAGAUGCUUAUGAAAAUGGGGAGGGAGAAGGUUUUCUUUAAUAUAAGCUUUUGAUAUAUUUAAAAUAAAUGUUAUU